GCUUGCGACCAAUGUCUCCGGUGGUUCUCCCACAGAACCGGUCUGACUGCUGCUCCUCAUUCAUCAGCGGGACGGUGAGCUUCGUGCAGCCUUGCGAUCCCGUCCGCCACUCUGUCUGUUCCGGCAUCCGACACCGAGGACACCGCCGCCGGCCAUCAUCCGCGAGGAUCUCUGUGGCAGUGCGUGGGAAUCUGGCAGCCAGCACACCUGGGCGGCAUUUCCAAUCAAACUGCCAGCAGCAUUUAAGGAGCAGCGGAGCCUUCAUCGGUGUCUGAUGAUUAACCAAUACUGGUUCUGAUGAAUUCCUAAUGGUUCCUUACUUUGGAGAAUUUUCUGAGAAACAAGACAUCUUCCGGAUCUUCAACAAAUGGUGCAAUCAUCUUCAACAAAUGCUGCUCCUGAUACCGCUCACACCUGCCUGCCUACCUGCUACCUGCUGGACAUAAACCUUCGGGUUCCUCAGCUUUAACUGAUCACCAGCAGGAUCCCAGCCCAUAGACCAAACUUCAACUUCCCCUAACACCCAGUUGCUGCAGGAUGAAGAUUGAUACCAAUCUGACCAUUCCUCAGCUUCCUGAGGCCCCCUCCCAAGCUGGUCUUCAGUUUGCUGUUGCCACUGAGGAAGACUUUGAUGAAAUUAUGGCAAUGAGCAAGGACAUCUAUGGUGGUCUGGACUACCUUCCCACCAGAUACACCAGCUGGCUCCAGGAAUCCAACCGCACAGUCAUUCUGGCACGCAAAGAGGGAAAAGUGAUUGCUCUGGAAUCAGCGUGUGUGAUUGAUGACGGGGAGACGAUGCUUGUGGAAGGUCUCCGUGUCGCUCCUCAGGAAAGGGGGAAGGGCGUAGCCGGAGUUCUGCUGCGCUUCUGCUCUGAGUUGGUCAAAUCCAAGUAUCCAGAUGUGAAAGUGACCCGCCUGACCCGUGACGAUCAGCUUGGGCCGAAGGACUUUGAAAAGUAUCGCCUCAUCACCAAGCAGGGCAUUCUGCUGGUACGUUUCAGAGCUGAAGAACUCAAACUGCGACUUCGCGAAAUUAUUCCGAGUGCCGGCAUUCGUUCUUCACAGCAGCCCGGUCCUCCUCCUGUGCUUCUCGAUCAAACAUCUAUCCAUCAGCUCUACCUUACCACUGACUUGAUGCACGACGUGCUUCCUAACGCCACCAUCAUUCAAGACUGGCAGCCGUUCAAGCUUCUACCGAGCAACAUUGCGAUCCUACUGAAGAAGGACAUCGACUGGCUGGUGGAUGACGUGUCCAAUCCGACUGUGGCCAGCCUCUGUACCUUCCCUUUCAAGGUGCCCAUUGGAGAUGAUUGGUAUUACCUGAACAUUGACAUGUUCGGUAGAGACCUGAGUUUGGCUGAGCAGCAGUUCCUGUGCCACCUUCAGCGCCACACAAACCACCUGAAGGGUCAUGUGAUGUGCCAGAUAUUCCUGGAGCCUGGUCUUUGGAGGCCCAUGACUGAUUUCUGUCAGAACACUUUAAAAGUAGAUUUGGUGAAAGAGUACACUGAGCAAUGUGUGGUGGAGUCAGAUCUGAUCUAGCAGAAGAAGUUAAAUGAGGUAAAGACGGAAGAAAGAGAGAAAGAAAGAAAGAAAGAAAGAAAGAAAGAAAGAAAGAAAGAAAGAAAGAAAGAAAGAAAGAAAGAAAGAAAGAAAGAAAGAAAGAAAGAAAGAAAGAAUUAAAGAGAAUAGAAUUCAAAUACACUAAAAUAAAAAAAAAAAACAAGAACUUUUUUUUGGACAGAAAGAUACUAAGAUAAAAAAGUAUAUUUUAACAAACUUACAUUCUGAUAUAUUUUAUUCAAUGGAAAGUGAACACUUAGGGGGAUGAUUAAUGCUGCAUAGUCAAAAGAGUUUCCUGCAGGUCAACAGCACAAAUAUUUUUGGCAGGGUUGUUCUGAACUGAACCUUGCAUCAAAUCCAUUGCAUGCAAAUUUAGAGACCUCUAGUGCUAAAUCUGAGGAAAAUUAACAUUUUCAGUAUGUUUGAGACAACAACAACAAAAAAAACCCCAACACAAUAGUAAAUCUAGUGUAAGACAAAAACCAUAGCCUUCUUAGCUUAUUAGUGUAUUUGAUGUUAGCUCAAUUUUGUACAUCCCGUUUGAUUUUAAAGGGUUAAGAGGAAUGGUAAGAUUCGUCUCGCUGGUAGCAAUAAUGCAUUCUAGAAUAAGUACAAGUGUUCUUUUAUUUUGAAGAGAUAACAGUCCCUUUACCUCAUUUCAAACCUUCUUCUUCUGCUCUUUCUGUAAAAACUGAAACUUUAUAUGUUUAAAGGCUGAGUUGGGGUUACUAAGUCUGCACAAGUUUAAAGGCACUUUAACAAAAACAAUGGAGGUGUUGAAUUAUAAGAAGGGGUAGUUCAGGAUCAAAUAAGUAUUACAGAUUCCCUUCAUUCCUGCAGUUGCAACAAUAACUAGGGUUAGGAAUAUCAGUUCAAAUGUGCAUUAAAAUUAUGCUAAUAUCCUCUGAUAUAAAUACCUGAUAGGUUUGGGGGUCUUGUGAACUUGACAAAACGCUCUACAAGUAGAAACCAUUUUUAAAUUUCAUUUGGGGCCAGAUGCUUCUUCCCCUUUUAUUUUUUCCCCAAGUAUUUGACUGUAAAAUAGCUAUGUAUGUAACAAAGCUAAUGUAAAAUUUUCACUUCAAUGGUACAAUGUUGUGCUAAUUAAUCUUAAAAAAAAAAAAGUACUCCGAUCCAGCUUUAUUUAUGUUCUAAAUUCAGUUCGGCCAACUGCACUGCAGCUGGACCUCCUCUGUCCGCCAACACAACACGGACAGAAAGUUUAAAAGUGUUUGUCUAUUCUUUUAUUAGUUUUGACGAGCCUCCAAGUUGAUAUUCUCACUUGUAAAGGAAGAAUAUUAUUUCUAACAGGCGAUAAAAAGAGGGAUUAAGAAAACCUAAUCCAAUAAUCCCAACGUGCGUCCUUCCAAAACCCGCCUCUCUGUGUCUGCUGCUAACGCCCGCAGACUCUGAGCAGUCAGCCGGAUCACGGCGAAGGAAAACACUGCACUUCUAUUAAAUGAAGUCAGGCUGCACAGUUCGUCACGUGCAACCAUAAAAUAUACAUGUUCUUUAAGAAAUGUAUGUUUUCUUGUUCUGACUUAAGAGUUCUCGUUUUCGCUCCGAUAUUGAACUGCUCCCACCGAGAACUCUGCUCUCACUCUGACUCUAGUGCCUCUUGCACAAAUGCAUCCUGCUUUUUGUCAGAAAGCUCCACAGAUCUGCUCUCUCAUGUUUGUGCUCCAUGGAGGUGUGGAUCAAUACUACCGAUACAGAUAUUAAUAUUGGUUCCGGAUCGAUACCAGUGUGGUACUAUUACUUUAUUAGUUGUUUUUUUUGUUUUUUUAAACUUGUUUUAAGUUUAAAAGUAGACUUCCUUCCAUAAGUGCAAGCAGCCUCUCAAGCUGAACACACAUCUGGGUGUUCGACAGGAAUUUGAUCCCAAACGCGCAACCAAACCGUUCUGAAACAUUUAGCACUGACAGGGGUAAAAUCUCACCUUUGACCUCACUAAACAAUGAGGCUGGUACAAAGUACCUGUUUUGGACGCUCUGCUCUUUGUGUUUUACAUGUAAAUAAAACAUAACAUAAAGCCAUCGCAGCUUUGCUCUGUUUAGCAGCUCCCGAGUUACGACGAAUUUUUACAUUAACUUAAAAUCCAGCGUCUUCCUGAUCUGGUGACGGCCAGGAUUCUGGUGUCAUAUGGAUUCUUGCACCAUUUUUUUUUUUUUUUUGUCCCGGUGCUCUCGGCUGAGAUUUAAGUAGGUCAUGCUUAAAUGACUAACGUUGUGAUCGUAAUAAAACUUUACAUUGCCAGGUUUAAUCACCGCCAUUUCUAAACAAGAGAAACUGAAUGCGAGCCUUUGUAGGCUAUCUUUUCCCAUCCGAUGUUUCAUUAGGGAUUGCGGUGAAGGCUUUUUAAAAUGCAUUUUUCUCAGCCGUACCCAUCUGUACUUCUCUACAAACUGCAGCACUGUUGACCGAGAUUACACCUGAAGGGCAUCAUAGUGGCUUGAUUUAAAGGGGCAGUAUUAUGUCUAAAUCCACUUUUUGUCAUUCCCUCGUCAAAAACGUACCCAUAGAGUUGCUUUGAUUCUUUCACAAAUGUUCGGGAAAUCCUUGAACUUCCCAUGGCAACCGUUCAGGUUUUUAAAAUGUCUGGGGGAACCAAAGUCCGCCUUUCAGACACAGCUCCUCUCCGGAGAUGUAGUUUCCAAGCUUCUGCCUUACAGGGCACUUUGCUCCUUCAAACUAGCAGCAGCAACAGCAAUUAGCAAACACAUCUGUUCAGCUCAUAAUAUGAACUAUUUCUCAGUUCAGUCGUCUGAUGAACGUUUGCGAACACUUCGUUGCGUAAUGUUGACGCACUGGAGGCAAAGAGCAGGAACAUCUUAAGGAGGCAGAGGCCCAAUUGCAAGAUGCUAAAUUGCAAAGUCAAAUUUCUCUUGAGUCAUGUUUGAUUAUGUACAGUGUUUUUAUAGUAAGUGAUAGUGACAGUUACUGUGUGCCUACAGAAAACACAUAAUACUGCCCCUUCAGAGGUCGAAUGGGUUCUCAGUUAAAAAAAGAACUCUGAUCAGUCCGGCCAGAGAAAGGCAGCAAAUCAUUAGGCAGGAACAUCGCCUCUCUUUCCCUGCAGUCAUUUACUUACACUUCUAAUAAAUAUAUUUUUAAUCAGAACAGUGGUCAACAUGUGCAGUGCUUUAGGAGACGGUAAACUUAUUUGUUCUGCACAGUUGCCAUUAGAAGUGGGCGGUUUUAGGAGUCAGGUCAGCUUUGGGUUGGAAGGACGGAGUGAUGAAGGUGUGUGCCUUGUCCUAUUUAUGUUUUUUUUUUUCUUUAGCAUGUCAGUUGUUUUUCUGCAAUUAAAAAGGGGGCUAUUCAAAGUUUUUAGAUUGUUUGAUAUUUCCAACAAAAAAAAACCCAUCUUAAAUAAGCUCUGUAAGUUCAUCAUAGUUACUAUUUUUGAAAAUUUGCUAAAUACGUUGGCUGUUUUUUCUUUUUUUUUUUAAAGAUAUAUAGCUGCCAUCAUUCAAGUUACCAUGCGGGUAACAUGGAGGGUGUUUUUUGGACUCAUGAAGCUCACACCCGUUUUUAUCAGCUCCAUGCACUGUAUUCACACUGUAUUUAACUUUAUUUCUUUGAGUCGAAAACAAAAAUUAUCUGCAAAUUGAUUCUUAAAAUAUUAAAACAUUAUUUUAAAUGUUUCACCAGCAAUGGGAGAGAAAUAAAAACAAGGAGACAGCAUAUAUCUCUGCAGUGGUUAUGACAGUAUUUGUUCAGACGUACAACAUGUGAAAUGUAACAGGACCACCAUCAUGUCUCCCUUUCAUCACACCUUUCCCUGUUAGUCACCUUGGUAGAUUGUUCAAGUUCUUUCUGCAGGCAAAUGUUCUGAUAAAACAGUUUCUGUCUCUUAGUUACCGUCGUGACUAAAACAAUUCCUAACUGUGCUUUGCCUCCUUUUACAUCACUGCUGACGAUGCUUAGACAAACUACCUUUUACUGAUCUACGACACUCUCACAUCCCAUAAUAAUUUAUUUCGUUCUGGUUAAAUAAAGCAAAUUAGCAAAUCUAUCUGCAUGUCUGUGUGAAUUCUUUUCUUUUUUGAUGCCGACCUUAAAACCAAUCAAGUAACGUGUGGUGAUUCUCAAACCAUUCAGGCGUCACGCUUUGCCAUCCGGGCGGAGGGCACCGUUGGACCAAUGAGCUUACAGAUAUUCAUUUAAAAUGGGUUUUUUAAACUAUUUUUUUAAAAAAUGUAUUUUUUUUUUUAGAAAGCCAUCAUUGUGAUGCUCUCUGCAUCUUCAGUAACCAGCUUAAAAUUAUUUCUGGUGUCGGCGUCAUACAUGUUAUGUCUCAUUGUGGUUUUAAAAGAAACACGUAUGUUAGUCAAAACAGAGGAUCCUUCUCUCAGGAAGCCCAACCAAUAGAUGUAGACACAAUCACAGCCGCCCAGCAGUGAGUGGAUUCUCUGUCUAUUCAGCUACACAUUCCAGAAGACACAAGUUUGUGUCACACACUGUGUCAGCUAUGAAUGUGAGGCAGUUCCCCCAACUCCAUCACUCUGUUUUUCCAACCCUGAGCUGGCUCGACUCAUCGAAACAUCUCGUUUUCCUGACGGGUCAGGCCAGACCCACAGAGACCACACUGCGCUCUGUGGGACGGUGUAAAUAGGAUUAGACCAACAGAACAAAUAUCUUUACUCGGCUUACAUGUCAGUGUGUACAUGCAUGUUUACACACAUGGUGUAGGUGUUUGCGGUUCACAGUUCUCAUUGUCCAAUUCGGUUAGUUUUCCGUAAUCCGGGACAAAACCAGCACAUUUCAAAGAACACGGAAAUGUCACAAUUAUUCAAUAAAAUCCAGUGAGAUUGUACAGUUUCUUUUUUUCAACAAGAGACUAGAAAUAAAAACAAAAAACACCUGCAGCCAUAAAAGACACAGCAUCAUGUUUAAUCCUGCUAACAGACACAAUCUGAGUAGAAGGACCAGAAAUGAACAAAAUGCAGAAGGUUUUUGUACAUGAGACACUCAACAUGUACAGAAAAAUGGUUCUGUGGCGAAGCUGUUGGUUUUUGUAAGCCAGAUGUUUUUGGGAUGUGAUAUCUGAAACAUUAAGAUAUUGGAGUUGAAAAUAUUUGUUCUUGUAUUUUGGAAGAAUAUUUUCCCAGGAAAGGAAGGCGUUGGACACCAAGCAUUUACUUUAUUUUUUUUUUGCAUUAAAUAUUUAAUAUUCAUAGUUAAUGGGCACGGAAAAGUGUGACAUCUUUACACUUUUCCAUCUACUUACAAAUAUCAAUUUUGAUUCUUUUUUUACCACUUACAUCACAAAUUAUACAUAUUAUGAUUGAUUAUGCAAUCGGUUAUCACUCAAGAGAAAGCUAAAUAUAUUUUACUGAUAUUUUCAUUACCAGAGUUUUGUAUGCCAUUCUCAGGGCACCGGUUUGUUUGUGGGGGAAAGUGGGUGUGGAUGCUAAAUACCCCACAUCCAACGGGGUCAGGAAUCCUCGAUUCGUCACCAAGACCACCUUCAGAAUCUAAACGGGGUUUCUGGACAGCGUCAUGUCUGUGUGCCGUCCACUGUGACGCAGCACACCAUUAUUUAUGCACUGAUCACUUUGAGCCAAUGACAGCCUUGAUAGGACUGUUACAAAAACACCGACAAGGCUGUCCUGUUUUCUAUACUAGAAAGCUUCAUCUCGUCGUUCCCUUGGUGACUGUAAUGCUAGGAAUCGUUUUGACAGGCAGAUGCUUUGCUAACGUACCCAUAACACUUGAACAUUUCUCGCAGUUUGUCACGUUUAUAUUUAGUUAAUACCUCAUUUUUCAACUGGAAUUGAAGGAGAAAGACCAAACGUGAAGUGUUGCAUAAUUGGGAAGAUAAACAUUUCAAACAUUUGAAAGUAUGACAUAUUCCACCCGCUUUAACUAAUCACUUCGUAGAACCACUUUUUCACUUCAGUUCCUCGGACUUCAUAAUGCCGCCAGUUCACUGAUGUUCUCCAGCAAACCUUUGGGAACUUCAAGGAACAGGUUUAAAUUGCACACAUCGGACUCAACAGAAAACACACACCUCAUUUGUCACAUUUUUAUUUUCAUAAAAUAUGUGAAAGUUGUGUAUCGCUCUUUGGAGUAGCCAGGAAUUGCUUUUCAGGCGGGUCUAAGAAAAAAUGAGAUCCCAAAAGGAAAUUAAAUGUUGUUGUAACUCAUAUUAAUUCAAA
Molecule: messenger RNA, 7727 nt
Organism: Poeciliopsis prolifica (blackstripe livebearer)
Lineage: Eukaryota; Metazoa; Chordata; Actinopteri; Cyprinodontiformes; Poeciliidae
Gene: nat16
Product: N-acetyltransferase 16
Exons: 7
Coding region: 538-1542 (334 amino acids)
Molecular function (GO): acyltransferase activity, transferring groups other than amino-acyl groups
Source: RefSeq, a predicted model, not a curated record